GCUGCCUUGUGUAUCUCUAGGAUAGUGAUCACUACUUCGAGCCCCAACGACAAUCACCUGGAUAGCACGCAAAGUACCGAUAUCCGCAUAUGUAUCCAGGAACUGCGCUUAGGACGAUGGAUAGACGAUCGCCUUUUAUUGCAAGCUUCAAUGGGGAUGUUGCUAGCAGCACCCUACAAGCUACAGCUCCGAAAGCUGCAGUGGAUGCCCAGCCUCUGGCCUACGGACUUUCAAGUUGGUGAGCCAGCGUUGCACGAGAUGUUUGACAGAUCUGGACGAACUCUGGAGACGCUAGAGCUUGAAGUUGAUUGCGCUGCCCAACGCAUAGAAUGGCUGAUGGGUCAGGGCCUGUCUCAUCACCGGUCCCUCAAGUUCCUUACCCUGUCAUUUAAUUCCUUGUAUUGCAAUUGGGCCCAAAGGGACUGGUCGAUCGUCCCUUUGUUCAUCUCGAGCCUUGAUUCGAGCAGCCUGCGAGAAUUGCACCUACACUUCGAUGCACACCAUGAAAUCGACUCUGGGGAUGCUUUUGACUGGCAGAGAUUACCGAAGGCCUUGAUCUCGUUGCAUGGGAGGUGCCCUGCCGUAACGCUUCUUUUGAGCUGGUGUAGCCCCAUUCGUAUGCAAACCGAGUUUCAAGACCUGGUAGCCUUCUAUGGGAAAACGUUGCGGGACGUCCUGCGUGCAGGGAUGCGCAUCGCUGUCGUCCGCAUAAAGCUCGAUGAGUCUUCCGAUGGGAACGGGUAUGAAGCCGCCGUGGAUUAUGGAUGGUGGCCAGCUCGUACAGCACUCACCUGGUUGUGAGCCUCGUGCCCGACAAUGCAGUACCCAUGCUCUGCCGCUCGACAAGUUCCCGUUCAUGCUUCCCGUCCUCGGUACCUCUCCCAAUCCGAACCUUUCCUCCAAUCCUUUGGUAGGCUCAAGGCCUCCCUCAUCAGCUCGCACUACUUCUCCUUCUGCGUCCCCUCCGCUAGCAUCGUC
Fomitopsis serialis is the source of this 978-nucleotide messenger RNA. RefSeq lists its product as uncharacterized. The transcript has 2 exons. Bases 151 to 801 code for a protein of 216 amino acids. The record is from RefSeq and is a predicted model, not a curated record. NCBI's taxonomy places the organism in Eukaryota, Fungi, Basidiomycota, Agaricomycetes, Polyporales, Fomitopsidaceae.